Messenger RNA from Paramecium tetraurelia, 1605 nucleotides. RefSeq lists its product as uncharacterized. The transcript has 5 exons. Gene Ontology annotation, molecular function: calcium-dependent protein serine/threonine kinase activity; calcium/calmodulin-dependent protein kinase activity; calmodulin binding. The record is from RefSeq and is a predicted model, not a curated record. Gene Ontology annotation, cellular component: nucleus; cytoplasm. Lineage: Eukaryota; Ciliophora; Oligohymenophorea; Peniculida; Parameciidae. Gene Ontology annotation, biological process: protein autophosphorylation; peptidyl-serine phosphorylation; intracellular signal transduction.
AUGGGAUCAAGUUGUAAGUCGAAACCAAUGCGUAAUCAUAUUCAUUACAAUACUUAUUUGUGUGCAUCUACACAACUAGAGAAGCCGAUAGUGUAACAGUAAUAUUCGGAGGAUGAGAUAGUGUAGGAUUCCGUUUCUUCGUGUGAUUACGAAAAAGAGAGAAGUGACACUAAAUCCUUCGUUCUACGUUCUCCGGAUGUUUCUUUGAAUUCACCCACUUAAAACAAUUCUGUUGUAAUAUCGAAAUUGCACAUCACAUCAGAUGACUUUGUGAAACUUCGAAACCACAACUAUUUGGAUUAUUAUUCAAAUGAAAGGUUGUUGGGAGUAGGCAGUUAUGGUAAAGUGUAUUUGGUGAGGAACAAAUUGACAAGUAGAGUUGAGUUUAAAAUGUUAGAUUAAUUGAGAGCAAUGAAAUAAGUGAAGAGGAAACAGAGUGUGGCAUCCAGGAAGUGUUUGAGAGAGAUGGAGAUAUUGGAGAAACUGGACCAUCCCUUUAUAGUGAAGGCUUUGGAAGUGUUUCAAGACGAUCAAAAUUACAAUAUGAUUAUUGAAUUCAUAUCAGGAAUGGAUUUGUAAGAGGAUAUAUCCAAUGGGAAAUUUACAGAAGAGAAGGCAUCCAAAAUUAUGAAUCAGUUAUUAUUAGCUAUUAGUUACAUACACCAUUAGGGAGUGGUACAUAGAGACAUCAAACCAGAAAAUAUCUUGUAUCAAUACAACAAUGGAAAUGACUGGAUUAAAUUGAUAGACUUCGGAAUAUCAGCCAAAAUAAGAAAAAAUAAAAAGUUAAGUUCUUAAUUGGGAUCGAUGUACUUUAUGGCUCCAGAGAUAUUUCAGAAGGAUUACGGCAAGUAAAUAGACAUUUGGGCAUGUGGAGUGACUCUCUUUUACAUGGUUCAGAAACGCUAUCCUUUUAUGGGCAAAACGGAUCAAGAAAUGAAGAGUGCCAUAAUGAGUGGUCACUACACUUUGGACCAAGGCAUCAGUCCGGAGUUGAAAAGUCUCUUGGGCAAAAUGUUAUAAGUGAAUCCCAACAAACGAAUUACAGCUGAGUAAGCCUUGCAUGAAGAUUGGUUUGCCAAAUAUAAUUAAGGCUUUCAAUUAAAUUAAUCAGUAAUUCAAAAAUUACUGAAUUACAACAGCACCUCCCUCUUUGAAGAACUCAUUUUUUCUCUGAUUACUUACUAUGGUUAAAAUUCAGAUGACUCAGGAUAAGCCCUCUAAACAUUUCUAUGUUUGGAUAGGGAUUAGGAUGGGUAGAUCUCCAAAUAAGAACUAAAACAAACUAUUAAAAGUUACAACCUGAAUAUAGAAAAUCAAUCUAAACUUAUCGACAAUCUAUACUCCAGUCUUAACAAAUAAUAGGAUGAUACAUUAACUUAUAAAGAAUUUUUGGCUGCUUCAGUGGCAAGUGACAAAAUCCAGACUAGAAAAUGCUAGAAAUUGUGUUUUUAAUUGAUUGAUGCAGAUUAGGAUGGCAAAUUUUCAGAAUCUGAUUUUUGUCAUCUUAUGGGAAGAAAAUAAGCAAAUUUGUGGCAUUUGUUGAAUCAAACAGAUAAAACCUACAUCACAGAGGAAGAAUUUUAUGGCAUGUUCAAAUAAUGA